AUGGCUACUACGAACAACGACACAGCAACAGUAGGGCCGUCCACGGCUACAACUGACAACGAAGUCGAAUUAGCACUGCCCUGGCUCAUGGAAGAGCCUCAAAAGUUUCUGGACAGCUGGAACAAGACAUCCACUGCUCAGCAGCCACAAGGACAAAGCUCUCCUGGAUACAGAACUCUGACACUUCGGAUCUUCAUUUUUCACAAAGAAGAGAUUCUGCUGCAGCGGCAGGGUGAGGAUUGGAAGGUGCCUGCGUUACAGUACAGGACUGGGGAAGGUGACAGAGACGACGGCUGCAACUCCAUCCUCCAAAGAAUAGUCAUACAUCUCACACAGACCAACAUUCCUCGCGACGUGCUCCACGAACUCCAGUUCAUGGACUUCAGCCACGAUACCCCUGCAGCCCCAACACGUUUCCUUACUAUACCCACUCCCCACGCCCCUGACGACGAACUGGCUCUUUCGAUAGUCUUGACAACCUCCCAUCCUGCCCACGCCAACCAAAACGUUGCCGACUCCACUCAAAAUUCCAACCUGCCUCAAACCAAGACACUCCGCUGGAUGAGGUCGGGGGAGGAUUUCGAGAAAGUCCCUCUCGUCAGCUGGAUAAUCGACCCCAUAAACGGAGUCACACCAAUACAAAUCCUCGCUGCCCACGCGAGGCUCCUUACCUGCAAGAAAGACAAACUCGAGGACAGCAAGGUGGGCCCGCGCCCUCCCAUUAGAACUAUCUGCCUUUCGGCCCUCUUGGGCAUCGUCAUGACCCAGAAGCUCGUCGACCCCACAAUCGAGUUCUUCGACGCGAUCUUCACAGUCACUAAGAAGCCACGUAAGUGGUCCGUGGAGGUCAUUCGGGCGGAGAAAGCGGAAUUCGACAGAGUGCAGAUGCGCAAGGGAUAUAGGCACGGGAAUACCGCGCUUGAGGACGCGGGACGGUGUUACUGGAACAGCGUUCUCGAUGUUCCCGACAAGCCUUUCGAAUGGUUGAAGCUUUUUGAUACUAGGGGGAGGGUAGGGGGGGGAGACGAACAAGAUGUUGCUAGCUGGGGAGCUUACGAGAUGGUGCUCUGCGAAUGCCAUGGACAACAAUGCUUUCUCUUACUGGUGAAUAUGUCUUGCUCAGAAACGUGCAACUGUCUCCACCUUCUCACGCCUGCUACUUGCAUUGAUUUCACUCACAAGCCGCCGCACACCAAAGACUCCAUGGACGCGACCGCAGGUACCAGCCACUGGCUUAUGCUGACCCCUGAACAGUUCUUGGCCAGCUACGACAAGCAAAAAGAUGGGCUGCAGCGAUGCAACUCGCUUGCAAUUCGUGCAUUCAUCUUCGCCAAAAAGUCCUUGCUGCUAGUCGAACACGAGGAAAAGUUCAGCGACACACAAGACCAACUAACCAUACAAGACGAAGUGCUAUUCCACCUAAAUCAAUACGAAGGCAUACCUCGCUCCAUCACGCGAGAGUUGCAAUUCAUGGAACUUUCUCAACAACACCCCUUGAUCACUGCAUACUCAAAAGAAGCCAACGACGAAAGCAAGUCACGACAACUUUCUCUGUCUGUAAUCCUAACCACCGCCAGCGACCUUCUGACCAAACCGCUGCCCUCCCAUUUCCAUUGGGCAACCCAAGACGAAAUCCUCACCUCCGACAUCCCUCCCCUCCGACCAACCCACAGCAAACACUUCGAUCUGCACUACAUCGCACGAGCAGACAAAAGCUUUUCCGAAUGCCGCAAACCGACUUCUUCGCUCACCACCGAGACCAUCUCCCAAACCCUUAUCGCCAUCCUCAACGCGAGAUACUUCGCAGGGACCGAACCCAAUCUCGACAACGGCUGGAUUGCCCUUGCUGACAGUAAUUCACGGCGAUGGUCUCUGGGACUCUUCCCUGCGAACAGCAAAGAAGAAUCCUCAAGACCGGGCAGGAUCUUCGAGGGCGCAAGGGAGUAUCGAGUGGUCGGUUGUUGGAGAGGGUAUGGAAUUUUCUGGCGAGAGAAUGUGACGACGUGGGGAUCUGUGGUGGAUGGUGAGGGGAGGUUGAGGGUGAAUAUUGUAGCUCGGGGGAGGGUUGGGUGGUGGGUGCAUUUCGGUGAGGAUGCUUAA
Messenger RNA from Zasmidium cellare ATCC 36951, 2100 nucleotides. RefSeq lists its product as uncharacterized. The transcript has 6 exons. Lineage: Eukaryota; Fungi; Ascomycota; Dothideomycetes; Mycosphaerellales; Mycosphaerellaceae. The record is from RefSeq and is a predicted model, not a curated record. Bases 1 to 2100 code for a protein of 699 amino acids.